Messenger RNA from Penicillium canescens, 1041 nucleotides. RefSeq lists its product as uncharacterized. The transcript is spliced from 3 exons. The record is from RefSeq and is a predicted model, not a curated record. The coding region runs from base 1 to 1041 and encodes 346 amino acids. NCBI's taxonomy places the organism in Eukaryota, Fungi, Ascomycota, Eurotiomycetes, Eurotiales, Aspergillaceae.
AUGCCAUCCACCAGCUUCUUCGUCGCGUCAGCUGCGGCCCUCGCUGCCUUCGCUGGCCUGGCCAAUGCCCAAACCAAUAUCACAGACAAUGCCUGUGCCUCGUCGUCCGAGUAUAAGAAGUGCAACUCAGACGUCUCGAGCAAAUGGAGUUCCUGCAUUCGCGAUUGCAAUGGUGAUGGCAAUUGUAUCGUGGACUGUGGUUGUACUUCUCAUCAGAAGUAUAUCAAUUGUAUGGCUGAGACGUGCUGGAACCAGGUCUACUCCUGUGAAUACCAACUCUUCGUCCAACAAUACUUCGCCAUCUGCCCCAGCGCCUCAGAGCCAAUCCCCUUCUGGCCAGCCCCGGACAACGCGCCGAACCGCUGUUCCUGCGAUCUGGGCAAGGUACUGCAGACGACGCUGUCCUCGCGCAAUGACCAGGUCCAGUGUAUGAGGAACGUCACCGAUAGGAUCCGUUCUGAUGUGACUGAUCUGUCGAAUCUGAGUAAUGGACUCGACAUUGCGGGUCAGGCAACGGAUUGUGCAUGUUGUGGUGCUAGUGCUAGUAUCUCUGCCGCCUACGAGAUCUGCCCAGACACAAAACCAACCCUAGCAGGUGCAGACCUCUGGCCAAUUUUCUUCCCGGCAGACCUACCAAACCUCUACACCUCCCUCCCAAACUGGAACUGGGCCUGGCCGUCCUGCGACUCAAAACUGGAUGACGCAUCCUGCCAAGACCUCGGCUUCAAAGACGCAGACAAGUUCUACAAGCCAGGCGAUUUCCCAAACAACGGUACCUCUACGCUGCAUAAUGUUGGCGGGACUGUUACCGCGCCGCCUAGUGGGACUGUUCUUACCUGGUCCCAGUCUAGUACUACUUACACUGUUACUGCUACUGGGUAUGAUCAGAAGGCUGUUGCUAGUCAGAGUGAGUAUCGGGCUACGGCUACGGAGACGGGGGAUGCUUUUGCUACGCAGACUGAUACUAAUGGUGCCGGGGGUUUGAGGCCUUUUGGGGUUUUGGGGGUUUCUAUGGUGUUGGCUUUGGGGUUUGUUUUGUAA